CUCUUCCUUCCCUCUCUUUCUCUUCCCCAUUUGUUUGUCUGUGACAAUCAAGCCAAACUCAACUGGACAACCGCUGUCUCAUGAUCACAAGUUCAUAACUUUAUUCACAGAAGCUCCUCAAUUUCCUUGUUUACCAACUUACCCACUUGGGAAUCUUUAUUUCUGUUUCCUUCUGGAGGGCAUGGAGCAUGGCGACUAGCAAAUAGAGCUCUAGCUCGAUGUUCUUAGCAUUGGGUUUUGGUUUCUGAUUCGAUUCUCAGCUGGGCUUCCGUUAAUUGAAGUAAAACAGGGAAGAAAGGAGAGAUCUUUUCAUUUUUCCGGUUUCCAGAAUGGGAAUCUGUUACUCGUCAACGAGGAAAGAGGUAAGAGAAGCUGAGAAUGGCGAGGGGGAGGGAGUUGGGAAUCGGUGGAGGAAGAAGAGCAGGGAAAAGAAAUCCGGCGGCGGGGAUCAGGAGAGUGUGCUGAAUCACAUUCCUGGUAGGAUUGCUGGAAAUGGUUCAAGUAAAAUCGCCUGCUUGCAUACCCAGCAAGGGAAGAAAGGGACCAAUCAGGACGCCAUGGUUGUUUGGGAGAACUUUGGUUCCAGAAAUGAUGCAGUGUUUUGUGGCGUAUUUGAUGGUCAUGGUCCUUACGGCCAUAUGGUUGCCAGAAAAGUUCGGGAUUCACUGCCUCUCUUAUUAAGUAAUCAGUGGAAAGCUGGUAAUGAUGAGGAACAGAAUGGCCCUCAAAAGUCAGAGAACACUCCUGGGACUACUACUACGAAUUCAGAGGAGACUGGUUCAGAAUGUGGUGAUGAUGAAUCAUAUGACUCAAUGGAGGUUGAGGAAAGUGACAAAGUCCCCGAGAUGUAUCUGCCAUUGAAAAAGUCGAUGUUGAAAUCCUUUAAGCUGAUGGAUAAAGAGCUGAAGCUGCAUCCUAUGAUUGAUUGCUUUUGCAGUGGGUCGACUGCUGUGACUCUGAUAAAGAUGGGUGAGGAUCUCAUUAUUGGAAAUGUUGGUGAUUCUAGAGCGGUGCUGGCAACCAGAGAUGAAGACAAUUACUUACAUGCUGUUCAAUUGACUGUUGAUUUGAAGCCCGAUCUGCCAAGAGAAGCUGCCAGGAUCCAUCAAUGUAAAGGAAGGGUCUUUGCAUUGCAGGACGAGCCAGAAGUGGCACGUGUGUGGUUGCCCAAUAACGAUUCCCCAGGUCUAGCUAUGGCUCGAGCUUUCGGUGACUUCUGCCUCAAGGAUUUUGGUUUAAUAUCCGUACCUGAUCUUUACUACCGCCGUCUCACUUCAAAGGACGAAUUCAUCAUUCUCGCUAGUGACGGGGUUUGGGAUGUUCUUUCCAAUAUAGAAGCUGUGGAUAUCGUUGCUUCAGCACCUGGUCGCUCAACUGCAGCUCGGGCGCUGAUAGAUUGUGCUGUUCGAGCUUGGAGACUAAAAUACCCCACUUCCAAAAACGAUGACUGUGCUGUCGUGUGCCUCUUUCUGGAUCAUCCACAUGCAGAAAACGGUACCGAGAACAAAGAUGUUAUGGCCACAAAUGAAUCGAAUGAGACAUUGGCUCAAACAAACACAGUCUCGGCGGACACAGAAAUGCUAGACAACAGUUCCUGUGAUCACGUUCUCAUGCAUUCAGGAACCAUAAGGCCCUGCGAAGAGAUUGUUCCGGUGUUCGAGAAUGCAGAGGCGAAAAUGACUGCAAAGAGCCAGUCGAAGAGGAGCUUGGCGGAGUGCAUCUCGAGCACUGAGGAAGAAGAGUGGUCGGCAUUGGAAGGGAUCACUAGGGUCAAUAGUCUUUUAAGCAUUCCUAGGUUCUUAGCUGGAGAUAGAAGAUCAGCCAGUUGGAGGAAAUGGUUAUGACAUUGCACAGAGAGUUCCGGGUUUCAGUGGAAGCAAAUGACUCUUUGUGUUAGUGCUAAGAACUCGGCUCGCUACCACAGCAGUCAUUGAAAAAGCUGGAGAUUUUGAUUCCUUGGAUGUGUACAUCAUCUUGCUACUGAUACAGGUGAUAUUAGCAACCAAGUUAGAAGAUGUCUGCCUCACUGAAAUCAAUUUGGUGACCUUGUGUUGCCAUCAUUCCUCUUUGUAUUCAAUUUAUUGGGUUUUUGUUUUUCUUGUCAAGUACAGCCAUAUAUCUUUUGAUGUGAUUGAGAGAGGAUGAGUUCUUGGAACCAUAAGGUGGAACUGUGAAAAACAUUGUGAAACAUGUUUAGUUAUUGUAACUUGUACAGUAUGUUAUAUUAGUUGUAAUUUACAGAUAAAGAGAGCUCUUCCUUUUUUCACUGGAGAGAAGCUAGUAAAACGUCUGAACAAGGAAAUCCCAUGAAAGCUAUUACUUCUCUCUCUCUCCAAAGAGGUUGCUCAGCAGUCCUUCAAAAACGAAGAA
Linum tenue is the source of this 2370-nucleotide messenger RNA. Lineage: Eukaryota; Viridiplantae; Streptophyta; Magnoliopsida; Malpighiales; Linaceae. The record is from the annotation of a GenBank genome assembly.